This is a messenger RNA of Hippocampus comes (tiger tail seahorse), 1981 nucleotides long. RefSeq names its product calcium binding protein 5b (gene cabp5b). The record is from RefSeq and is a predicted model, not a curated record. Gene Ontology annotation, molecular function: calcium ion binding; calcium channel regulator activity. Gene Ontology annotation, cellular component: cytoplasm. Lineage: Eukaryota; Metazoa; Chordata; Actinopteri; Syngnathiformes; Syngnathidae. The transcript has 6 exons. The coding region runs from base 1404 to 1913 and encodes 169 amino acids.
CCGGUGGGGUGUUCACUUUUCGCCGUGGCACCGCAUAAGAGAGCGGGUGCAGCGUUUGUCGCCAUAUGCUUCAAAAUGCAAUUCUCAAACUGGCAAAAACAGUGACACAGUUUAUGUUCAAAUGUACUCAAUCUAUUUGUGAUUGGGUGCAUGUUGAUCUCGUGGCAAAUUUGUUUGUCUUCUUUUUUUUCCACUUACCGCUCCUUUCAUUUUAUGACAGAAUGCCCCCCCCCGCACCCCCCCAAAAAAAAACAUCCCAUCAAAGUGUACAGUUUGCCAAUAUUUUAUUCAUAUUGUCAAGUGUUCUUUUGUGAGCACAUGAGCACAGAGAGUGUUUCGGGUGCAGGAUGUUUUUCUGGUUCCUGUUUCACAUGAGCAGGUGGCGUCCCAGAGGUGCCGCCCGAAGACAUGUUUGGAAACUGAGAAAGCUUAGCUUGACUGAAAUGAAGUUUCUGGCAUGACAACUGCUUUGCAUCUGUCUUAUAGGCAAAAAAAAAAAAAAACAUGCUUCAUUUAUAUCACCAUAUUUUACAAAUACAGCAUCGUUUAAAAAGAAAUCUUAUAUGAGAUUGAUGAAUGUUAACUUUUGUUCGGGGGGGAUUUGUUUGAUGAUUAGAAUUCUUUUGGUUUUUUUUCCUGUACUAUGUUUAAAAUGUCGACUCUCUGAUUCUGUCAAGCUAUUCGAUGCGUUUUUUUAAGUACUUUCUGAAUCACUCACUUAAUGACUUGCUUUAAGUGGAUCGCGAAAAGUGUCUAUUUUAUAAAUCCAUUUGAAGUACCGCGUAAACAGUCAACGAAUAAAUAAAUCUAAUGUGCUUUGUUGGUGAUGUCAAAGUGGUUUCCGUCUGCAUACUGUUUGCGAGCGCGAUCAAUGCGGUUAUGUAAAAAGAUAUAAAAGUGAUUGCAGGACUUAGCGGUCUGAUGCAGAAUCUGAAUCAAAAUCCGGCAUGUCAAGACCAUCUCAAUUUAAGCUGAUUUGAAAUUUGCGUCAUUAUUUAGGUUUUUAACAGAUUAUAUGUGGCGUCUUGAUAGAAAUGACUAUUUUCACAUCACGUUUUUAUUUUAAAUAAAUACACCAGGAUUUACAAUCCAAGCAAAGUUAUCAUGUAUCUUCUGUGGAAUUGUGCUCUUUCGAAAAAGCCUCAAAAGCGCACGUGAAUGUGCCCCGUAUAUGUAAGUGUGCAUCAUUAAGCCCGUAUUUCUCUUCCAGAGCAAAGCGGCAGAGAUAAUCCGUCAGAGACUUCAUCCCUCCUCUCGGACAUGCACACAUCACUCGUGAUGACAUUUUACACUCAUGUACGGCUGCCCGCACUCUCCGUAAAGACGGCAUACAUGCAUACGUACAUACGUGCCAUCGUGCAUCCUACAUACGUUUAGACUUCUUAAACGCAAGCAGAGACAGCAUGAGCCUGAAACAAGCUUGCAUCUUCCUCCGAGGGGGGAAAAACCGACAAAGAGAUCUCACUCACGAUGAGGUUGAAGAGUUACGUGUGGCUUUUGUGGAGUUUGACAAAGACAAAGAUGGCUUCAUUUCCUGCAAAGACUUGGGCAACCUGAUGAGGACGAUGGGCUACAUGCCAACUGAAAUGGAGCUGAUCGAACUGAGCCAAAACAUCAACAUGAACCUGGGAGGACGGGUGGACUUCGAGGACUUUGUGGAACUUAUGAGCCCCAAGCUCCUGGCUGAAACUGCAGGCAUGAUCGGCCUCAAAGAACUGAAAGACGCUUUUCGAGAGUUUGAUAUCGACGGCGAUGGUUCGAUCACGUCGGAUGAGCUGAAGCACGCCAUGCUGAAAUUACUGGGCGAGCAAGCCAGCAACAAAGAAGUUGAAGCAAUGGUCAGAGAAGUGGACAACAACGGGGAUGGUACUGUUGACUUUGAGGAGUUUGUCCAAAUGAUGUCGAAGAAGUGAAGACAAACACCUGUGGAUGCUUUAACCCACUUUACUGUCCCCCAUGAUCGUUUUUUUGUUUUUUUUUU